Necator americanus (New World hookworm) is the source of this 249-nucleotide messenger RNA. RefSeq lists its product as uncharacterized. Bases 1 to 249 code for a protein of 82 amino acids. The record is from RefSeq and is a predicted model, not a curated record. The transcript has 3 exons. Lineage: Eukaryota; Metazoa; Nematoda; Chromadorea; Rhabditida; Ancylostomatidae.
AUGACGACGGGUGAACGAACGCGAAGCACUGAAAGAAGUAGCGAAGUCAAAGCCGACCAUCGUCAGAAUCGGAUAAAGGAAAGUGCAGUGAUUCGACUCGAAGAUCCUAAAAGUUCUAACACUCGUCCCGUCGUUCCUAUUGGCAUCGCAUCCUUGUCUCUGAACAGCACUUCAUCAGCAUUCCUUUGCGUAACGUUAUUUAUGUGCCUUCGUUACCUCUUGUUUCAUACUAAUAAUCAGUCAUCGUAA